AUGGGGGCACGGGGGCAGUUUGGGGGGGCCCAGGCAGUUUGGGGGACUGGGGCACUGACUCCCCUCUCUCGCCCGCCAGCCCCUGAGCUCCUGGAGCAGAAGCCGUACGGGAAAGCCGUGGAUUCCUGGGCGCUGGGCAUCAUCUCCUACAUCCUGCUGUGUGGUUACCCCCCCUUCUACGAUGACAACGACUCCGAACUCUUCGCCCAGAUCCUCAAAGGGGAGUUCGAGUUUGACUCACCCUAUUGGGAUGACAUCUCGGACUCGGCCAAGGAUUUCAUCCAGCAGCUGCUGCAGCGGGACCCCGAGAAGCGCUACACGUGCGACCAGGCCCUGCAGCACCCGUGGAUCGCGGGGGACACGGCCCUGGACAAAAACAUUCACGGCUCCGUCAGAGAACAGAUCCAGAAAAACUUCGCCAGGACUCAGUGGAAGCGAGCUUUCAAUGCCACGUCCUUCCUGCGCCACAUCACCAAGCUGGGGCAGGGCCCCGAGGCCGACGAGCUGGAGGAGGAGGCUCCAGGGGGGCAGAGCGGGGACUGGUGACUCCCGAGGUGAGAACAGGG
Messenger RNA from Chelonoidis abingdonii (Abingdon island giant tortoise), 566 nucleotides. Lineage: Eukaryota; Metazoa; Chordata; Testudines; Testudinidae. The record is from RefSeq and is a predicted model, not a curated record.